This is a messenger RNA of Pseudozyma flocculosa PF-1, 2763 nucleotides long. RefSeq lists its product as uncharacterized. The transcript is spliced from 5 exons. The coding region runs from base 1 to 2763 and encodes 920 amino acids. Lineage: Eukaryota; Fungi; Basidiomycota; Ustilaginomycetes; Ustilaginales; Ustilaginaceae. Gene Ontology annotation, molecular function: zinc ion binding; DNA binding; DNA-binding transcription factor activity, RNA polymerase II-specific. Gene Ontology annotation, biological process: regulation of DNA-templated transcription; DNA-templated transcription. The record is from RefSeq and is a predicted model, not a curated record.
AUGGGCGAGGCCACAUCCCCAGGCGCUUCGUCAUCCGACCACCAGCGCCGACGGGACUCGGUCACCUAUGGCGGCGCGUCAUCGCCGGCAUCGUCGCCUCGGCGCUACCGUUCGCCCUCGCCCUCUCGCGAGCACGAUGCACGCUCCGAGCAGCACUCGGACCCGCCGCAAAAGUCUCACCAGCCCGGCAGACCAACCAUCAAGACUUCCGCAAGCUCCAUGUCUGUCGCUGCAUCCGCCAAUGGAGACGAGUCCAUGCACGACGAGAGGAGAAAGUCGACGUCGGAUGACAAGAAGCCGCCCAAGCGGCCCCGCGAGCAGUACAGCUGCGUCGAAUGCUUCCGCCGAAAGCAGAAGUGCGAUCGCAGGUUCCCGUGCAACAACUGCAUCAAGCGGAGGUUGCCUGAGCGUUGCGUACCUCCGCCGUCGGCGCGAGGCAGCGUCUCUGGUGGCACUCCGGGCCCUGGGACUGCACCGACCGACAAGAUCCCAUCACAGUCGCCUGUGGGGCCCAGCGCGCCCAAGAGGGUCAAGCGCGAGGACAACGGCUGGGACGACCGCAAGGUCGACGACCUGGCACGAACCACCGCAAGGAUAGCGCGGCUCGAGCGCAUCCUCACCGUACAGGACCCGACCUACGUCGAGCAGCGGCUGGCGUUGGCGGAAAAGGCGAUCCGAGUCCACCUCGGCGAAGACGACGGUCCCCGAGCCUCGACCAGCUACCGAACGCGAGCCGAGUUGUCGAGGUCGUCGAGCUACGCACAGGAGGACAACGAGCAGGACCGAGCGGGCGAGGAGCACCUCGACGACAAUGAAGGCUUCCUCGGCACCUCGGCGCUGGAGGCGGUCCGACUGGCGCCCCAGCUGCAGGACACCAACGGUCGAGCCUCGGCCGGUCGGUCACCGCAGGACCUGCUCUCCUACAUCCAGCCCUCGGCCACGCGGCGGGGCUUCCCCAUUCCGCUCGCCGACGUCCAUGCCAUCCGCGCGACGCUGCCGUCCCGAGAGCAGUGCGACCGCUACUUUGACGCCUUCUUCGCCAACUACAACUGGUCGCGCUCGCCAAUCCUGGGCAGCACGGUGCGGGAGCGCUACCGCCAGCUGUUCUCGUCGGUGCCGACGCCCUCGGCGAUCCGCGUCGACGCUGAUACGCUGCCGCUGGUGGCCCUCAUCCUAUCGACCCUGACGCUCGGGUCGGUGCCUCCGGCGGUGCAGCCGCUGUCGUCUGCCACGUCGCACGCCUUCUUCUGGGCCACCAAGAAGGCGCUCGUCCUCUGCGAGACGCUCGGGCUGGCCAGCCUGGACUCGUGCUGGGCGCACGGCAUCCUCGUGCGCUACCUCGACGUCAUCCGCGUCACGCGGGCCAGCUGGCACGAGAUUGGUUCGUGGAUCCGGGACGCCCUGGACCUCGGCCUGCAUCGCGACGGCAGCUCCUUCCGCCUGCCCAAGGAGCAAGUGGCUGCUCGACGGACGCUCUGGUGGCACGUGCUGCACAACGACCGCGAGUGGAGCAUCCUGCUGGGCCGCCCGCUCACCAUCACCUUCCACACCACCGAGAUGCCCACUCGCGAGGACCUCGAGCCCCUCGGCUUCGCGUGCCAGACGUACCUCUUGGCGCGCAACCGCUUCACCGCCUGCCUCGAGGCCAUCACGCACUGCUUCCAGGAGCGAUCGGCGCCACAGGGGGGCAGAGCAUCGAGGUCGUACUUCAAGGUGCUCGAGGUCGACGACAUGAUUGCCGAGUUUGUCGACUCGCUUCCGCCGUACCUCGCUCCCAACGCAACCACCAAGUCGGGCAAAUCCAAGAUCGACACCUCGCUCGACGAGCACCACCCGCUGCUGCCCUACUACCGCCACCUGAUCAACAGCGAGGUGUGCUUCUACCGCUCGCUGCUGCAUCGGCCGUACCUGCUCCGGCCGGCGGUCAACGGCAAGCAUCCCUACCCAGAAAGCCGACGGAUCUGCGUCGAGACGGCGCUCAACGACCUGCGGGCGAGGAAAGAGUACGCGGCGAAGCUGACGAGGGAGGAGACGGCCCAGACAUUUGGAGGCGCCUAUGCCAUGUUCAACUCGGCCAUCGUCGUUGGCCUCUCUCUUCUGACUGCCUUUGGUCUGGGCGAAAAGAUCGAGCACAGCGACCUCAUCGAGAGGCUCGGGUAUCUGCAGGACUACAUCACCCAGCUUCGGCGGAACUUUGAAGCGGGCAACGUCGACGCAUCUGCGGAAAAGGAGCGAAUGGUCAUGGAGGUGCUGCUAUCACGCCUGGAUCCCAUCCUGCCGGACGACAUCGUCAAGAGCAGCCGCGGGGAGCUUGCGGCGGCCGCGCAGGGAUCGAUCCAGGCCGCCAGCCGAAGAAACUCUCGGUCUGCCGGCGCGGGCAUGGCGGCCAUGUCAACCAUCGACGGGCAGGGCGACGACGAGCAGCAGGCGCUCGACUCGCUCCGGAUGCUUUCGGGGACGGCGCCAUCGUCGGCCAGCGCUUCGGGCGCCGCGCUGGGCUCCCACGCCGCCCCCAUCGACGAGGCGAGCGGCUUUGUCACGAGCGCCUCGACGCCCAGCAAUGCGCUGCACCACCGCACCGACUCGGCCGAGGGCCAGGCGCCGCACCAGCUGCACCAACACGGCGCCGCCGCCAACAACCACCUGCCCUUCAACGGCGAGCACGACCCGCAUUUCGACUGGGAGGCCAUCCUCCAGACGAUUGGAUCCGGCUGGGUCGGCGACGCCAUGAUGGAGUCGGCCAUCGACGGCCUGGAUCGCUGA